This is a messenger RNA of Aspergillus sclerotioniger CBS 115572, 396 nucleotides long. RefSeq lists its product as uncharacterized. The record is from RefSeq and is a predicted model, not a curated record. Lineage: Eukaryota; Fungi; Ascomycota; Eurotiomycetes; Eurotiales; Aspergillaceae. The transcript has a single exon. The coding region runs from base 1 to 396 and encodes 131 amino acids.
AUGGCGGAUCAGUACUGCUUGGAGAGGUUUGCCGAGCGUCAGCAUGGCCAACGGGAGCACAAGGCGCCAAUCAUCGUCUUGGAUAAGGAUUGGACCCUGGAGAAGUACAAGGGCUGGCAUCGCCCAGAAUGGACGGAUGGGGAGAUUCACAAGGAGAUUGAUGAAGACGUGGACCCGGAAGAUUUCUACGUGCCAGAUGACAGUGAAAUGAUCUUCUUUCAGGAGAUUGAGGGGUCGAGAGCACCAGUUCUAGGGUGGAUGUUUGCAGAGAUCAGCUCGAUGCCGGACUUGUAUAAUGACCUUGCCACGAACGAUAGCUAUGACGCGUUUUACCGAGCUUAUGCCCGACCUCCCAGAGUCUACCCCGAUCAGGACGACGAUGAGUGGAAGGUGUAA